This is a messenger RNA of Schizophyllum commune H4-8, 1629 nucleotides long. RefSeq lists its product as uncharacterized. Lineage: Eukaryota; Fungi; Basidiomycota; Agaricomycetes; Agaricales; Schizophyllaceae. The transcript has a single exon. The annotation marks the transcript as partial. The record is from RefSeq and is a predicted model, not a curated record.
GGACUGAACCAUACACCUAUGCGGCGACAUCAAGAUGGUGACAGCACACUGCAGAAGUAUGUGCGCCCUGCAAUCCGCCUUGUGGCUGCAAUGCUCCGUUACCAGCACGUUGUAAUGCCCACAUCACCGGACCUGCAGGAUGCGCUUGCUGAGCUAGAACAUCAUCUCGAAACAUCUAGCACUCCAUCUUUGCCAAUCUUCCACCGCGUCUUCUCCCAUCUCUGGCUCUGCGAGUGGCCCCGCCAAGUCAACCAAGCAUACACUUCUGAUCCUACGAUGAUGUACAUCGCUAUGGCUGCAUUGAACAGAGACGGCUCGUUCAUGCAGGCCAAGGAUCUUACAGAAGUGCUUGCACAGUUUACUUAUGACAUCCAGCUUGUUGUCCUUCGCCAACUCCACUACGAUAUCCGGGACCACUCGCAGACUGUCCACUUACAGCUAAGGGCUCUUCAACCACUACUCAAGUAUGUGCACGAGGAUGAAGUGACAACGUUCGGGAGUAUACGGGCUAUGCAGCACUAUGCGAGCUCAUUGGCCUUUGCUUGGCGUGGCAUGCCCUCUGUGAUGUGGAAGGAUCCUGGUAAAUACGAAGAAAUGGUGUUCGAGGGCAAGCCGCUUCCACUACAAAAGCUGCGCGAGCUAUGCCACUUCCUUCAAGCAAGCGCCAUUGAGAUCUUCGAGGAGUUGUCUGCGAAGGGGCCGACAGACGUUCCGUAUGAUCAAUUGGAGGACAACCUGAAGAAUCUGACUACUGGCUAUACGGUAGUAGAUUACAGGCGGUCUGAGAUUAUGCGCGAACGUUUUGCGGCAUUCUCCAAUCACUUGCUUAGCAGCAACAGAUGGAACCUUCAGCGCAACCUCGAUGGUCGUGAACAGUUUCAUACAAGAAACUGUGACCAAUGGCUGGCUAGGCUUGCAGAGUUGGAGGAAAGGCUGCUUGUUCUCACGCUGCUUGCAAGUGGUGCACCACCUCGUGGCACGGAGGCUACUGCAUUGCUGCUUCGGAAUACCCCAUACCGCCAGCGUAACCUCUAUCUUCUUGGACGGCAGCUUGCGUUUGUGCGGAUGUAUAACAAGACAACGCACGCGCACGAGCAGGAUAAGGUCAUUCCUAAUGGCUUUGAUGCAGUCACUAAAGACAUUGCUGCUCGUACCUGGUUCUUUCUUCGCCCACAUGCCGAGUGCUUUGCUCAGGAGGUCUUUGGAGAAGAGGGAAAGGAGAUCGCUCAGCUCUACCGCACUAUGAUGUUUAUGGACUAUGGGAAAAUGUUCUCCAGCCACGCUCUGACCCGUAAAAUGUCCGGCCUCACAACUGAAGUCCUGGGAUGGCCGUUGACUAUACGGAAGUGGAGGCAAAUCUAUCCCGCAAUACGCCGUAAACAUUCUAGCACCUCUCUGAGCAGGCUAGAUGGGGAUAAUGUUGACGAUGUCGAGGAGCGCAUCGAGGAGGACGAUCCUAUCGACACCCGGCAGGCUGGCCAUUCUAUGGCAAUCGCAAAACGUCUAUAUGGCAUCACUGCUGAUGUGGUCACAGGCCUAGAUCCCGACUCCAUCGCUAUCUAUCUUGCCAACAGUGAUGAAGUCCAACAUCUCCUACGGCUUGUGCCAGGCUCCCAUGCACUGCCAUAC